This is a messenger RNA of Capra hircus (goat), 3552 nucleotides long. It is a transcript of the gene DMGDH, whose product is annotated as dimethylglycine dehydrogenase. Lineage: Eukaryota; Metazoa; Chordata; Mammalia; Artiodactyla; Bovidae. Gene Ontology annotation, cellular component: mitochondrial matrix; mitochondrion; cytoplasm. The record is from RefSeq and is a predicted model, not a curated record. The transcript is spliced from 16 exons. Bases 42 to 2642 code for a protein of 866 amino acids. Gene Ontology annotation, molecular function: dimethylglycine dehydrogenase activity; protein binding.
GCUUGGGAAGCGAUGCCCGCGCCCUCGCCCUCAGCCUCGCCAUGCUCCGUCCGGGCAUACGGCGGCUGCGGGGCCUCAGGCUGCUGGGCUUCCCGCUGAGGGGCUUCCCCGGCCACCCGCGCUCAGUCUGCAGCCGCCAAGGAGAGGAAAACCCACCCUUAUCUGCAGAAUCAAGAUGGAAAGACAGAGCAGAAACAGUGAUCAUUGGAGGUGGCUGUGUUGGUGUGAGUCUGGCUUAUCAUUUGGCCAAAGCAGGCAUGAAAGAUGUGGUCCUUCUGGAGAAAUCAGAGCUCACAGCUGGAUCCACCUGGCACGCAGCAGGUUUAACAACUUACUUUCAUCCUGGAAUAAACUUAAAGAAAAUACAUUACUAUAGCAUCAAACUUUAUGAGAAACUGGAAGAAGAAACUGGACAGGUGGUGGGAUUCCAUCAGCCAGGUAGUAUCAGAAUUGCUACCACUCCUGUAAGGGUAGAUGAAUUUAAAUAUCAAAUGACUCGGACUGGCUGGCAUGCAACAGAGCAGUAUAUUAUUGAACCUGAAAAAAUUCAAGAAAUGUUUCCUUUACUCAACAUGAAUAAGAUUUUAGCUGGACUGUAUAAUCCUGGAGAUGGUCACAUUGAUCCUUACUCUCUAACUAUGGCCCUGGCGGCUGGGGCUAGGAAAUAUGGUGCCCUUUUAAAAUAUCCUGCCCCAGUGACUUCUUUGAAACCAAGGUCAGAUGGAACAUGGGAUGUUGAAACACCGCAUGGAUCUAUGAGAGCAAAUAGAAUUGUGAAUGCUGCAGGAUUUUGGGCUCGUGAAGUAGGAAAGAUGAUCGGACUAGAACAUCCUCUCAUUCCGGUUCAGCAUCAAUAUAUUAUCACAUCGACCAUCCCUGAAGUGAAAGCUUUAAAGCGAGAACUCCCGGUGCUCCGCGACCUGGAAGGAUCGUUUUACCUCCGACAGGAAAGGGAUGGGCUUUUGUUUGGUCCAUAUGAAAGUCAGGAGAAAAUGAAAGUUCAGGACUCAUGGGUCACCAGUGGAGUCCCCCCAGGUUUUGGAAAGGAGCUCUUUGAGUCUGAUCUAGACCGAAUCAUGGAACACGUUGAAGCUGCCAUGGACUUGGUUCCAGUCUUGAAAAAGGCUGACAUCAUCAGGAUUGUCAACGGGCCCAUCACCUAUUCUCCUGACAUUCUGCCUAUGGUGGGGCCCCAUCAGGGGGUCCGAAACUACUGGGUGGCUGUAGGUUUCGGAUACGGCAUAAUCCAUGCUGGUGGGGUUGGGAAAUAUCUCAGCGACUGGAUCCUGCACGGAGAACCACCUUUUGAUCUGAUAGAACUGGAUCCCAAUCGCUAUGGCAAGUGGACGACAACUGAGUACACCGAGGCCAAAGCAAGGGAGUCUUACGGAUUCAACAAUAUCGUUGGUUAUCCUAAAGAAGAACGAUUUGCUGGGAGGCCAACUCAGCGAGUCAGUGGGCUUUAUAAAACCCUGGAGUCUAAGUGUUCCAUGGGGUUCCAUGCAGGCUGGGAGCAGCCACACUGGUUCUACAAACCAGGCCAGGACGCUGGGUACAGGCCAAGUUUUCACCGCACAAACUGGUUUGAGCCUGUGGGCUCUGAGUAUCAACAGGUUAUGCAAAGAGUAGGGGUGAUUGACCUGUCACCGUUUGGCAAGUUUAACAUCAAAGGCAAAGACUCCAUUAGAUUGUUGGACCAUGUCUUUGCAAAUGUUAUUCCCAAGGUGGGUUUUACAAAUAUAAGUCACAUGUUAACACCAAAAGGUCGAGUAUAUGCUGAGCUGACUGUCUCUCACCAGUCUCCUGGGGAGUUUCUAUUAGUAACUGGUUCUGGGUCAGAACUUCAUGAUCUUAGAUGGAUUGAGGAAGAGGCAAUCAAAGGUGGAUGUGAUGUUGAAAUUAAAAACAUAACUGAUGAGCUUGGAGUCCUUGGCGUCACAGGACCAUAUUCAAGAAAGGUGCUACAGAAACUGACCUCUGAAGAUCUUAGUGAUAAUGUUUUCAAGUUUCUUCAAACCAAGUCUUUAAAGGUUUCCAACAUUCCUGUCACUGCUAUCAGGAUAUCUUAUACUGGUGAGCUGGGUUGGGAGCUGUACCACAGACAAGAAGAUUCUGCAGCGCUUUACGAUGCUAUCAUGAAUGCAGGCCAGGAGGAGGGAAUUGACAAUUUUGGAACCUACGCCAUGAAUGCCUUAAGACUGGAGAAAGCUUUCAGAGCCUGGGGGUUAGAGAUGAACUGUGAUACUAAUCCCUUGGAAGCUGGACUGGAAUCUUUUGUGAAACUAAAUAAGCCAGCAGACUUCAUAGGAAAGCAGGCACUGAAACAGAUUAAAGCCAAGGGGCUGAAACGGAGACUGGUCUGCCUCACCUUGGCAACAGACGACGUCGAUCCGGAGGGAAAUGAAAGCAUCUGGUAUGAUGGCAAGGUGGUUGGCAACACGACCUCCGGGAGCUAUAGUUACCACAUCCAGAAGAGUCUGGCUUUCGCGUAUGUUCCUGUAGAGCUCAGUAAAGUGGGACAACAAGUUGAAGUUGAACUAUUGGGCAAAAAUUACCCUGCAGUUGUCAUACAAGAACCCUUGGUACUAACAGAACCAACCAGAAGCCGGCUUCAAAAAAAAGGUGGAAAGGACAAAAUUUGAAAAGACUUUGAAGAGGCAAAUGUAUUAUGGUUGCAAUAUACUUGUACUCAGAAUUAUAACUGAUUGGCUAGGGAAUGGGAAAACCAAAGAUUUAUUUCAAAAUCAUCAAAAUCUAGAUUAAGAAUUCUAAAACCUUUCUCUUGUUUUCUAAGGAAGAUAGAAUGAUGGAUGAAUGAUUUACAUUGUUUCAAAUAAAGAUACUUGAAAUCAAUGUUUUUGUUAUCCUAUAUUGUUGUUUAUGAAACUCCAUUAGCAAAACAUUUAAGUGAUUGCUAAUAUAGAAAACAUUAUAUAAUUUUAGAAACAUUUGCAUAUGGUUCUUGUUAGCUGAAAACAAAUUACACUUUACAUAAAAACAAAUGCAGUGUUGAUGGAUUUACUUCAUUGAGAAAUACUCAUUGAAUAAGGUAUCAUUUUAAUUUUUCAUAACAUGCCUAGGAAGAAAACAGUAAAAUUUAAUAUUGGUAUGUGUAACAUUUUUAUUCAGUUCCUUGAGAUAUUUACUUUCUUAAUGACUUCCCAGAAGGCAGUUUUAUGGGACAUCAUUACUGUCCUUUCAAAGGUUGUUUUAGAAGAGAAAUUGCAAAAAAGAACAGAGUCUUCCAAAGGAAGUGGUACUUGUAAACCUUCUGAAAUGAAGCUGAAAAAUAAAUAGAUUGUGCCAGGACAAACACAGCCUGAAUACUGAACACCUCUCUUUGGGAAAGAAUUAAUGCGGGUUGACAUUUCAUUGUGCUGUUCUGGAUACCAUUUCACAAACUGUUGGCAAAGCAGGUCAAAUAAGAGCUUAAGAGCUGACAGGAUUGCCCUUACCACUGUGUACAGCAAGAAAAAAAAAGCCAUUUAGAAAUAACUCUUUGAUACACCUCUUGAAAUUAUUUGCAUUUAGUUGAAUAAAUAGAACAUUUCA